This is a messenger RNA of Podospora anserina S mat+, 267 nucleotides long. RefSeq lists its product as uncharacterized. The transcript has 4 exons. The record is from RefSeq and is a predicted model, not a curated record. Bases 1 to 267 code for a protein of 88 amino acids. NCBI's taxonomy places the organism in Eukaryota, Fungi, Ascomycota, Sordariomycetes, Sordariales, Podosporaceae. Gene Ontology annotation, cellular component: cytoplasm.
AUGGUCCUCCUCGACUUACUGACAUUCGGCCUCUGGUCAAAGCUGGCAAGGUUGACUCAUUAUGCCUUUGAUGCUGUGCUCGUUUCCACCAUCCUUGCGGGGAUGAAGCGCUCGACCGGCCUGACUUUCCAAGCCGAUCAGAUUGGUGAUUCGGACCAGGACCCCUUCAGGAAGUUCAUGAACCGCUACCUAGGUGUCGGCGAGUGGGUGAUGGAUCAGUCGGUUGCCAUCGCAGGCUCGAGCAAGUGGUUCAAGAGAACCCGGUAA